Molecule: messenger RNA, 1278 nt
Organism: Cantharellus anzutake
Lineage: Eukaryota; Fungi; Basidiomycota; Agaricomycetes; Cantharellales; Hydnaceae
Exons: 1
Coding region: 268-1239 (323 amino acids)
Source: RefSeq, a predicted model, not a curated record
AGGGCCCAGGUUGCUGCUACUCCGACGACAAUCCAUGGACAUGCUUUACAUUCGGGUCAUGAUCUCCAUCUCCAUCAUCCACACCGUCCAGGUCCCAUUCAGAUCCCUAUAACGACUGCACCUGCACCUUCCUCAUCCGGUGCAGGGGUUAUAUACGGGCAAUCACCUCAGUCUACAAUUCAGGCGUCAACGCCACUGUCGUCUUCUUCAUCUUCGCAACUAGCCUCCCCACCAUCUGCUAUUCCCACAUCCCCUUAUUUCGCUAGGAUGCAGGUGCAGCCUCCUACUGCUGCGGCAGGCGGUACGGGUGUAGGCACCGGUGGAGGCAUCGUUGCUUCGGCGGCGGCGGCAGCGGCGAACACAGUAGGUAUCAAUCCAAUGACCGGAGCUGGCGGGUCGAUGAAUCUCGUUGGUAUGAGCCCUACGGGUAACUCUAACUUCCCUAGAUCUACGUCGGGUAUUGUUAUACUCGGUCAAGGGUCCGGACAAAAUAUGACCGCAAGAUCGACUCCUUCCCCAAACAAUAGUGCAGAAGGCGGGAGUCCUCAUAUUACCGUUCAAUCUCGACAUGCCUCAUUUUCUCUUCCUCUUCAUGCGCAUGUGCAUUCUCAACAGCAGCAUGGGCAGGGUGGAGGACAGCAACAGAUGUCUCCGGCUGUCGCGGCCUUCGGAUCUGCGGGUCCUACAUCUCCUACCAUGAGUAAUGGUGGCAGCGUACAGCUCCACCCUCGUAGAACAUCGUCUCCGCCUCAACAUUCUCAGGUUCAGGCUCAGAAUCAAGCGCAAGGGCCUAGCCCUCGAACGAAUUUACCGAGACGGCUAACAUAUCCUGCUCUUGCUCCCCCACCUUCUCCCUUGUCCCAAUCGUCGUCAUCGCAAUCUAUGCUGGCACCGUCGCAAAUGGCAACUCAGGGACAUGGACACGGACACGGACACGGACACGCGUACCCACAGGUCCCGUACGGACCACAUGGCGGGCAGAUCCGUCCCCAUACAUUCCCUGUGCCACCUCCCCCCUCGAGCAUGAUGAGUCCUCCCCAAACACCCCUUUCUCACCACUCUCCUCAUAGUGUCCCUUCGCAUGUUCAAAGAGCAAGAGGACAGUCGGUGAGUGGUUCCAGCCCCGCUGCAGGCCCGGCUUCGGGAUCAGGUGCCGCUCGUGGUGGCGGAAUCAGGCCUCGGACAUCAGCCGAGGCGGACGAAUCAAAUGUGUUCUUUCAUCAAGUGGGUCUUCUAUGAAUACCUUUUUCUUCAAUUCGUCUCCGUGCAAUUGAAAAA